This is a messenger RNA of Ceutorhynchus assimilis (cabbage seed weevil), 1689 nucleotides long. NCBI's taxonomy places the organism in Eukaryota, Metazoa, Arthropoda, Insecta, Coleoptera, Curculionidae. The record is from the annotation of a GenBank genome assembly.
AAAAUUUGUAUCCAGGCUGCUUUGCAGGGGUUUCCUGUUUCUAAAUUUAUCUAUUACUUAAAUGUUAAAAAUAUAUAUAAUAUUGAUAUCAGGGUGCAAACUAAAGUGCAAAUUUUUCUUGGAUUAAAAAUACCUAACAUCAGUUUUUUUUUUGUGUGGUUGUUUGUAGUGACAAUAAUCCAGAAUAUCCAACCAAUCGAUUUAUUUGGAAAUAGUGUGUCAUAGCAUAUUGCGGUUAAAUUUGCAUACUACAAACAAUUAUUUCUGCAUUAAUCAAGGUUUAAGAUUGUAAAUUUUAGCAGCUGGAUGAUUGAAUUGAAAUCCUGAACAAUGGAAAAGGAUUAGGGACAUGCGACAGAAUGUCUGGAAGGAAUUUAAGCCCAGAAGUGUGAAAAAUAUGGAAAUGUUGAGUGGUUUGAAAGCUUGAAAGUGAGGACCAAAAGAUAAUAUAAGCCACCAAAUUCAACAUGGACUCGUUAGUUGGAGGAAUAGACAUGUCCAUAUCCAAAUACGCUGGAAUCGAAUGCAUAGAAUACGUAAAUCUCACAUGGAGAAGAAUCGAAACGUCCCUAAUUCUAGUAGCUUGCCUUUAUUUGUUUUGUUGGAGCUAUCCAAAAUGCACCCUUCCAUCAAAAAUAACUUACAACGAAAAAGACCGAACUGGUAGAAGAGUUUUACUUAUACUUAUUUGUCUUUGUUGGGGCAUGGAAAUUGGAUUCAAAUGCGCUUCUAGAACUUUGAUUUACUUACUUAAUCCUUGCCAUAUAACUACUGCAAUGCAAAUUUACUUAUUAGCAGCCAAACCUAGUAAAGCCGUUACAACAGUGUUUAGGAUUCAUUUGAAUUACUUAAACGGACCUUUGCUGGCAAUUGUAUUUUAUGAAACAGAAACUAGAUUGCUUCCUUUUGAAGCCACAGUGUACUGGAUUCAACAUUUGAUGAUGUUUGUGGUGCCUUAUUAUCUUCUACGGAUAGGAGGUGUCUACAAUGUAGAAAACAUAAAAGACAUGCACUGGACUGCAAUGGCCUACAGUUUUCUGGUUGCUUACCAUUUCACCAUCUUGCAAGGGGUUUCUAUUCUUACGAACAUCAAUAUGAACCAUAUCAUGUGUCCGCUUGAGUCAGAUCCGUUUAAAGGACAGUUUUUCCGCACUGCGGUAUUUUUUCAUCAAGCCUUUCUUUGUACUUUUGUAUGCAAAAGUUAUCUUUUUGUUGCAGAGUAUUUUUUAAUUAAAUGUAAAUAUACUAGAGUUAAGAGUAAAUUGGAUUGUGAUAUAGAUCGCCGAACAUACUAAUGUUUGGUGUAUAGAUUUUUAUUGGAGUUUUGAAUAUUAGAUUGCUUGAUAAUAAUUAGAAUAGUAAAAGAAAUUUUCAUAAUUAAUUAGUGAUAAUUUAAAGUUUCUAGACAAAAAUUUACCUAUUCAAUUUCAAAAAAAUCUCUUCCUACUCUUAUGGUUUUUUUUUGUAAUAAAAUAGUUUUAACAAGUAAGUUUUUUUUCCAAUAAAUCACACUGAGACAGUUUUUGCCUUACAGCUUCUUCAAUUUUCAACCGAUUUCAACGCAAUUAGGCUAUAAUUAAAGCCAAUUAGAUUCUCUACAAACCUAUAUCAGGGAGAUUUUGAUUUGGUCUUAACAGUUCUGCACCGAGGAGCUUCAAAAUUGAUAUUAUUGAACAUUGAAAAUUUUCC